AGUCUAUCACUCUACAGCACAUGCAAAUUAUGAAGUUAAAUUACUUAAAAAAUUUUGUUCAUUUUUUGGUCUUGUAUGACGCUUGGCCUUGCUUCAUUGUUGUUUUUCAAAGCGCCCCUAACUGUUAGUCUCUUACAGACGUUUUUCUGCUAGUUUUUAACUCUUCAAUACUCUUGGGAAUGUCCUACAUAUGUAUAUAUAUUUUCCUUGUCAUAGUAUAAGCUUUUUUUUUUUUUUUUGGCUGGGCAGAAUGUUCAUCAUUCAGGCAUCCCAAUGCCAGGUGAGGAGCAGGAGGACAUUGUGAUGACCAGUACCGAAAGCAAUAUUCUCAAUAAAACUUGCCCAGUGACUGGGAAGCCAGUCACUGAACUAGCAGACCCAGUGCGAAGCAUGGACUGCAAGCAUGUUUAUGACAAGAACGCUAUCAUGUAUCACAUGAGAUCCAUGAAAUCCAAGUGUCCUUGUCCUGUAGCAGGUUGCCCUAAAGAGUUGCAGGUGCAUAGAUUGAUAUGUGACCCUCUGUUGUUAGUAGAAAUUGAAGAAAUGCGCACAAUGAGCAAAGGAACUGCUCAACCUGGGGUUAUAGAAGAUUUUACUGGGUGACGAAAAUGACCUAUCAAGGUUUGGUAAUGGUAGCAAGAUUUAUUAAUUUCAGAUAUUUCUUCCAAACUCCCUGAAAUUUCCCGAUCAAAUUUUGAAACUGUAACGUAGAAUGUUCCUCUGCCACUUUGACAGUGAUGGAGGUGUUAAAAACUUAAAGGGCCUUAUUUUUCUUGUUUGGUGCUUUUAAAUCUGACUAGCAGUUUCAGGAUGGGUUACUGAAAGUGUCUCUGGUUGUAUUGCCAACUUCAUGCACUUCAGUUUGAAAAGAGAGUUUGUCCA
Messenger RNA from Coffea arabica (coffee), 882 nucleotides. NCBI's taxonomy places the organism in Eukaryota, Viridiplantae, Streptophyta, Magnoliopsida, Gentianales, Rubiaceae. The record is from RefSeq and is a predicted model, not a curated record.